Molecule: messenger RNA, 962 nt
Organism: Jatropha curcas
Lineage: Eukaryota; Viridiplantae; Streptophyta; Magnoliopsida; Malpighiales; Euphorbiaceae
Gene: PBD2
Product: 20S proteasome beta subunit D2
Biological process (GO): proteasomal protein catabolic process
Cellular component (GO): proteasome core complex
Source: RefSeq, a predicted model, not a curated record
AACAUUACCGUAUAACUUGCAAUGACCAAAACAUCCCUGAAUUAAUGCAGAAAUUCCUACUUGUUCUUCAAGAAGAGAACCCUGCCAUCUUCUUCAAUCUUUGGUUACCAAAACAGAACAAGAAAAACACAUAACAGAAACCGAUCCACAAAUAGAUCAACAACAAUGGAGUGCGUGUUUGGACUAGUAGGCAACGGUUUCGCGAUAGUUGCGGCGGACACAUUGGCCGUAAACAGUAUCCUCGUACACAAGUCUAAUGAAGACAAGAUCAUGAUCCUGGAUUCCCACAAGCUCGUUGCCGCUAGCGGCGAGGCCGGCGACAGAGUUCAAUUCACGGAGUACAUACAGAAAAACGUGGCUUUGUAUCAGUUUCGCAAUGGAAUUCCUUUGACAACUGCGGCUGCUGCCAACUUCACUAGAGGAGAGCUAGCUACUGCUUUGAGAAAGAAUCCAUACUCUGUGAACAUCCUUCUGGCUGGCUAUGACAAUGAGACUGGCCCUUCUCUCUACUACAUCGACUAUAUUGCUACCCUUCACAAGGUUGAUAAGGGAGCUUUUGGAUACGGGUCUUAUUUCUCUCUCUCCAUGAUGGACAGACACUACCACAGUGGCAUGUCAGUGGAAGAAGCAAUUGAUUUAGUUGAUAAGUGCAUAAUGGAGAUACGUUCUAGGUUGGUUGUGGCACCACCAAAUUUCGUGAUCAAGAUUGUUGACAAGGAUGGAGCCAGAGAGUAUGCAUGGCGUGAAUCUGUCAAGGACGCUGCAGCAGCCUGAGUUUUUCUUCUUUGGGCAUCCGUUUCUUGUUUUAUGUUUAAGUUGACUGGCCGAUACUGAAUGAUUUAAUCAAUUGGAUCAGAAUUCAGGACUAAUUUCAAAUUCUUUCUUUGUACCUGUUGUUAAAGAUUACUUUGUUUAUAUUCUUGAGAAGUUGUAAAUACAGCUUCUGAACUAAGCUCUCUCAA